Molecule: messenger RNA, 1924 nt
Organism: Acipenser ruthenus (sterlet)
Lineage: Eukaryota; Metazoa; Chordata; Actinopteri; Acipenseriformes; Acipenseridae
Gene: sars2
Product: seryl-tRNA synthetase 2, mitochondrial
Biological process (GO): mitochondrial seryl-tRNA aminoacylation
Cellular component (GO): mitochondrion
Molecular function (GO): tRNA binding; serine-tRNA ligase activity; ATP binding
Source: RefSeq, a predicted model, not a curated record
GGCCGGCUCCCGCUCAACGCUCAUUUCGCUCGGGCAAGAUGGCUGUGCCAGUGAGUGUAUUGCGGGGUUUACGGUGUGUCUCCCUCCCUUUUAAACCGGCCGGUCACGGUCACGGUCACGGGGCUCUUUUGGGAUUAUCUCUGCGCACGAUCGGGGUGUGCAGGCCGGGUUUAGCCGGGGACAGACCCGGGAGGGCUUACAGCUCCCGGAGCAGCCUGUACGACCAUGCCCGGGAGGGGUAUAGCGACAGACCGGAUUUGGAUAUGCAGUAUGUGUGCAGCCGUGUGGAAGAGGUGAUCAGAAACGUGGAGCUCCGAAAAGGGGAGCUCGGGAAGGAGGACGUGCUGGAAACAGUGUCCUCGUGGCAGGAGCUCCAGUCAGUACAGUCCGAUAUUGCCAGGCUGGAGCUGCAGAAGCGAGAUGUCAGUGAGCGAGUGAAGGCUCUUGUGGAGCGUCAUGACAAAAACCUUCUCCCGACACUCCCGGAGUACCAGGUCCUGCGGACGGAGGGGAAGUCGAUUCGGCAGCGUUUGAACCAGCUGUACCCCCGAGAGACUGAGCUGGACAAGCGAUUCUACACGCGGGCGCUGAGACUGCCCAACCGGACACACCCAAACACUCCAAUCGGAGACGAGAGCCAGGCGCGGCUGGUCGAGACAGUCGGACAGAAGGCUGAUUUCGACUUUAAGAUUAAAGGCCAUUUGGAAAUUGGAGAGGACCUGGAUAUAAUCAGACAAAGGCGUCUGGCUCAUGUUUCAGGUCACAGGUCCUAUUACCUGCGGGGGGCUGGUGCUCAGCUGCAAUACGCCCUGCAGAGCUUCGUACUGGACAAGCUGCUCAGAAAGGGCUUUAUUUCAAUGGCAGUGCCAGACAUGCUCAAGGGAGCUGUGUUUGAAGGCUGCGGGAUGCAGCCCCACUCUCGCUCCUCCCAGGUCUAUGCUCUCGACUCCUCCAGAUUCCCUGACCUCAACCUGGCCGGCACAGGGGAGGUUGGCAUUGCAGGAUAUUUUAUGGACCAUGCAGUGAACAUCAAGGACUUGCCAGUCAGGACGGUGUGCUCCAGUACAUGCUACAGAGCUGAGACAGACACUGGACGGGAGGCCUGGGGGCUGUACAGGGUUCACCACUUCAACAAGGUGGAGAUGUUUGGCGUCACAGCUGACGAGAGCGGUCAGGAGAGCGCAGAUCUGCUGUCGGAGUUUGUCUCCAUUCAGAAGGAGAUCUUCUCUGAGCUCGGGAUGCACUUCAGAGUGCUGGACAUGCCCACUCAGGAGCUGGGGCUGCCUGCCUACAGGAAGCUCGAUAUUGAGGCCUGGAUGCCAGGGAGGGGCAAGUUCGGAGAGAUCUCAAGCGCUUCUAACUGCACAGAUUAUCAGAGUCGCAGACUGCACAUCAUGUACCGUGGAGACAGCGAGGGGCUCAAGUAUGCACACACGGUGAAUGGGACUGCCUGCGCUGUUCCCAGGACUCUCAUCACUAUACUAGAGUCAAACCAGACCAAGGAUGGCAGUGUGAGAGUCCCUCAGGUUCUUCAAUCCUUCCUGGGCUCAGAGGUGAUUGAGAAACCCAAAUACAGCCCGCUGACAUACAUUGGACCGAACCAGCACCACCGGAGAGGAGACAAGAGCUGACCUGCUUAGACUAGGAACGCUGGGAGGAGGGCUAGACUGGGAAUGCUGGGCAGCUAGACUGGGAACGCUGGGGGGAGGACUAGACUGGAAAUGCUGGGCAGCUAGACUGGGAGCGCUGGGUGAGAGACUGGGAAUACUGGCUAGAGCAGCGCUGUUAGUGGGAUUUCUAUUCUUGUCUGUUUCAGAGACUUUGUUUCUGUAACCCCUUCCUGUUCAGUCAGCUUCACCUUGUCUGUGCCUUGUCGUGUAAAUAUGAAGUACUUUCACAAAUAAACACAAAUGUUGGUCAGAGA